This is a messenger RNA of Drosophila serrata, 1122 nucleotides long. RefSeq lists its product as uncharacterized. Lineage: Eukaryota; Metazoa; Arthropoda; Insecta; Diptera; Drosophilidae. The record is from RefSeq and is a predicted model, not a curated record.
UGAUGAGCCAACGAUAUGACCAGCGGCCCUGGAGGAGGAGGAGGAGGCGGGAGCGGGCAUCAGCAGCAGCAACAGCAGCAGCAGCAACAACAGCAGCAUAGCAACGCGAGCAGCAGCAGUGGCAGCAACAACGGCGUCUCGGCAGCGGCAACCGUAAGCAGCAGCAGCAGCGGUAAUAGUAGGAGCAACACGCCAGCCACAUCAACAUCAUCAACUGGAACUGGUACUGGAGGAGGCGCCACAUCCACGCUCCAGCGUCGCAUUCUGCGCGGCCAUGCGGCGCAGACCACCAGCGGCGAGCGUGUCCUGCUCAUCAACUAUGUGCCGCAGUCGGGCACGGGCACGGGAUCGGGCGCAACAGCUGCCGGAUCCGCAUCCGUUGCCACUCAGAGCACUUCAACUCAAUUGCCCACCACUCGUAAGAUUCUCCAGGCCAGAGCCUCGGCGGCAGCAGCAGCAGCAGCAGCAGCAGCAUCAUCAGCAUCAUCCGGCGGAGGAGGAGGAGGGACAACCUCUUGCUCUCCGCCAGCUGUCUCGUUUGCCGGCCUUGGCUCCGAGGUGACCGUCACCCUGACGCGCACUAAUCAGCGCGCCAGCGUGAGCAGUGUCACAGCCGCCGGUCAUAUUGUAAGGAACCAGCAACAAACCAACACGUAUCAUCAGACCACAACCACAGCCAGCACAGCAUCGACAUCGACCGGGACAGGAACGACGGCGAUACAUGAGCAUAUAGCAACGUCAACAUCGCCGCCGCCCUUAGUCUUUACCCAUCAUCCACAUCAUCAUCAUCAUCAGAGCCAACAGCAGCAGCAGCAACAUGAGUACCACCAACACCAUCAGCUGGAACAGGAGCACAUAAUCAUAGAUCAUCAUCAGCAGCAGACGGAGGAUGACCAGUUGAUCGAGUACGUCGAUGAUGGCGGAACGAUCGAGGAGCAGCAUCAUCAUCAAUUGCAGCUGCAGGAUGAGGAGCAACAGCAGCAGCAGCAACAUCAUGACGUUGUCCAAGAGGUUUAUCUCCAGUAAGAGAGAAAGAUCCGAUCCGAGAGUUAGCAUUAGGAUAAGUUUUAGCCAUUUAAUAAGCCAUAGUUUUUGGUAAAGUCCAAAGUGUGUGAUGAUUAC